Molecule: messenger RNA, 295 nt
Organism: Cetraspora pellucida
Lineage: Eukaryota; Fungi; Glomeromycota; Glomeromycetes; Diversisporales; Gigasporaceae
Source: the annotation of a GenBank genome assembly
AUGCCAAAGGGUAAUUUUGAUAAUAGGCAUAGUAUUCGAGCAAUAGCAAAUAAAUUUGAAAUUGAACCAAAGCAAAUAGAUAGUGCUAAAAAUAGUUCAAAUUUUGAUUUUAAGAAAGCAUUAGAUAAAAAGAGAGAAAUUAGUAUUAAAGAAGAUAGAAGUCAUAAUAAUGUAGGUAAUAAAAAUAAUCAAAAUAAUGAAAAUAAUCAAAAUAAUAAAAGUGAUCAAAAUAAUGAAAGCAAUCAAAAUAAUAAAAAUGAUCAAGAUAUUGAAAAUAGUCAAGAAUAUGAAUUUU